GCAGGACCACCGUACUCCAGCACCGACUACUCCUGCACAGCCAAGAAAAACAUUUUUGAGCAGCAGCGAGACAGGAGACCAAAUACAGACAUGGUGUUCAGAGGUACAAUAUCUGAUGCUCCGGACUUUGAUCCCAGCGUUGAUGCUGAGACUCUGUACAAUGCCAUGAAAGGCAUUGGCAGUGACAAGGAAACGAUCUUGGACCUGAUCACAUCUCGGAGUAACGCACAGAGGCAAGAAGUCAUCUCAGCGUACAAAUGCAGCUUUGGGCAGGAUCUGAUUGAAGAUCUGAAAUAUGAGCUCACUGGAAAAUUUGAGCGUCUCAUCGUGUGUCUGAUGAGAACCCCUCCGUACCAUGACGCUAAGGAAAUCCAUGAUGCAGUCAAAGGAGCCGGAACAAACGAGAGAUGCCUGAUAGAAGUCCUGGUAUCCAGAAAUAACAAACAGAUGCAAGACAUGGUGGCGGCCUACAAGGACGCCUAUGGGAGGGACAUAGAGGAGGAUGUUAUUGCGGACACGUCGGGUCACUUUAAGAAGAUGCUGGUUGUUCUGCUUCAGGGGACCAGAGAUGAAUCGGGAGUGGUGGACGCAGACCUGGUGCAGCAGGACGCACAAGACCUGUAUGCUGCUGGAGAGGAGAAGUGGGGGACGGAUGAAGCAACAUUCAUCAUGAUCCUAGGAAACCGCAGUGUGACCCACCUUCGCAUGGUUUUUGAUGAAUAUGAGAAGAUUGCCGAGAUGUCCAUCGAGGACAGCAUUAAGAACGAGCUGUCUGGAGACUUUGAAAGGCUCAUGCUGGCUGUUGUCCAGUGUAUAAGAAGCGUUCCCAUGUUCUUUGCCAAGUGUCUGUACAAAUCAAUGAAGGGCCUCGGCACAGCUGAUAAUACUCUCAUCCGCAUCAUGAUUUCUCGCUCUGAAAUUGACAUGCUGGACAUCCGGGAGUGUUUCCGUCUCAGAUACGAGAAGUCGCUUUACAACAUGAUAAAGGACGACACGUCAGGCGAUUACAAGAAGACUCUGCUUAACCUGUGUGGAGGGGAUGAUGACUUAGCUGGAGAGUUCUUCCCCGAAGCUGCUCAGAUAGCCUACAAGAUGUGGGAAUUAAGUGCCAUGACAAAAGUACAGAUGAGGCCUACAGUCCGCCCUGCGCCUGAUUUCGACCCUGCAGCCGAUGCACAAGCUUUGAGGAAAGCUAUGAAGGGUUUUGGAACGGAUGAGGACGCGAUCAUUGACAUCGUUGCACAAAGAAGCAACGCUCAGAGGCAGGAAAUCAGACAGGCCUUCAAAUCCCUGCUGGGAAGGGACUUGAUGAAGGACCUGAAGUCGGAGCUGUCAAAGAACUUGGAGCGGCUGAUUAUUGGGCUCAUGCUGACCCCAGCAGAGUUUGAUGCCAAAAUGAUGAAGAAGGCAAUGGAGGGAGCCGGGACGGAUGAGCACGCUCUGAUUGAGAUCCUAGUUACCAGAAAAAACGAGGAAAUACAAGCCAUGAACGCUGCCUACAGAGAAGGCUACAAGAAGUCUUUGGAGGACGCCAUUCAUUCAGACACAUCGGGCCACUUUUGUCGCAUCCUUGUUUCUCUGGUGCAGGGUGCAAGAGAAGAAGGACCUGCAGAUGUGGAAAGAGCCUGUGCAGACGCUCAGGAACUUGCAGAUGCAUGCAACGCAGAGUCUGAUGAGAUGGAGAUGAAGUUCAUGAGCAUCCUGUGCACCAGGAGCUUCCCACACCUCAGGAGAGUGUUCCAGGAGUUUGUCAAAUGCACCAACAAGGACAUUGAGCAGAUUAUCAAGAAGGAAAUGUCUGGCGACGUCAAAAAUGCCUUUUAUGCGAUAGUUCGCAGCGUGAAGAACCAGCCGUCUUACUUUGCAGACCGUUUGUAUAAAGCCAUGAAGGGACUUGGUACGGACGACAGAGCCCUGAUCCGCAUCAUGGUGUCCCGUAGCGAGGUUGACCUUUUCAACAUUCGCAAAGAGUUCAAAGAAACGCACGACGUCUCCCUCCAUGAAUUCAUCCAGGUAGAGACUAUGAUUGUAAGUCUACGUCUUAGACCCACUAACACGCUUGCCAAGUUGAUUGUGUUCUCAUCCUACUUGUGUGUCUGUCAUGUUAUUCUGCUGGUUUUUUUGUUUUUUUUUUUGUUUUUUCUUUGUUGCCUUUUUGUUGCUCUGUGUGAGCAUGCAUCUGCAGAUACUUCACAGCAGCAGCAGCAGCGUCCUUCAAACGCUGCUGCUGUGGUGAGGUGGUGGGGUACGGUAAUCUAUAGCUUCCUGCGGUGGACUGCAGGCAUGUGGCUACCGCACAGCUGUUUAGGAAUUUCCCUAACCCAACUUCCUCUUCGCAUCUGCUGUGUGAUUGGCUGGCGGCUGCAGAGAUAGGAAGUUCCUUAAAGCCGUUCUAUAAUAACUUACAGAUGAAAUCACCCUGACACCAAUAAAGACUAGCGAGCAGAAUGCCCUGGAUUUGCUUCAGCAGAAAUAUUACCAAGCGCUGCAACAGAAAUAUAAAUAUGAGAGAUCACUUUAAUUUUCAUUCCAAUUUGCUUUAGACAUUUCGAGGCUUUUAUUUGCAGAGGAAAUGCCAAUUUGCACACUUUUUGUCAGAAAGUGGUCAUGGUUUAAAUGGAUGGAUAAAAGGAAUAGCUUUGAGAUAUUUACACACUCCAAAUAACCUUUGACUUUCAAAACUACAUGUUGAUUAAAAAAAAAAAAGUUUAUCCGGUGAGAUCAGAAGAGAGCUUUCAUCUCAAGUGGACACAACAGGAAUUUAUCUAAGAAUUGCAUUACAUCGCACAGGUGUUUCAAACUGAGAUGUCGGCAGGAUUGCAGGUGCGUAGAGGUGCCAGACAAAACAACCAAGUGACGGAAAAUACCUUUAUAUACAUACAUAUAUUUUGCUUUCAAUCAGCAGAAACGCAGUCGCAACACAAAUGUAUCUAUAAGCAAGAGAAAUAUAGUUUUGCAAUGCUGUACUGUGAUGUAGGCAUGUGAUGUUUUGUUUUAAGCAGAACUUUAUAAAUUUGUUAAUACAUUUGCUGUGCAAUCAACCACAUAAUUACAAUGUAAUUAUUCAAGUAACACAUAGAAACAAUUCUUUAC
Messenger RNA from Poecilia latipinna (sailfin molly), 3093 nucleotides. RefSeq names its product annexin A6 (gene anxa6). Lineage: Eukaryota; Metazoa; Chordata; Actinopteri; Cyprinodontiformes; Poeciliidae. Gene Ontology annotation, molecular function: calcium-dependent phospholipid binding; calcium ion binding; phosphatidylserine binding. Bases 91 to 2373 code for a protein of 760 amino acids. The record is from RefSeq and is a predicted model, not a curated record. Gene Ontology annotation, biological process: mitochondrial calcium ion homeostasis; calcium ion transport; apoptotic signaling pathway. Gene Ontology annotation, cellular component: cytoplasm; nucleus; plasma membrane. The transcript is spliced from 24 exons.